Molecule: messenger RNA, 2657 nt
Organism: Trifolium pratense (red clover)
Lineage: Eukaryota; Viridiplantae; Streptophyta; Magnoliopsida; Fabales; Fabaceae
Product: granule-bound starch synthase 1, chloroplastic/amyloplastic-like
Exons: 14
Coding region: 443-2269 (608 amino acids)
Molecular function (GO): alpha-1,4-glucan glucosyltransferase (UDP-glucose donor) activity
Source: RefSeq, a predicted model, not a curated record
AAAAUAUAGUAAUGUCCUUGGUUGCAACUUGUGAGAGCAUUGUGCAACACGAGAAGAGAUCUGUGUAGUUGUUAUAAGACAUUAUUGACCUCAAACCAAACACUUUUCAACAGCAUAUUCAUAGGAAUCACAAUAUCACAUGGUGUACUAACUAUGUCCCACUAGAUAGAAAGCUACUCGAUCCGUCCCUUGAUUGACACAGUUGACUAUAGUCGUGUUGUGUCAAUCAAUUUGGGACGGAGUCACACAAUCAUGAUGUGUAUGUGUACGCUUCAAAUCACUUUCUUCUGCCACGUGUCAAAAUAUAUUAAUCAAUGCUUUCUUCUCCCACAGUCCCACUGCUACAAAAUGCCACUCUUAUGAUCAUUUUUAACAGGCACACACUCACUAACUCAGUAGCACCACCAAUUUCACCACCUUCCACCGCCGCUGAGUAACCGAAAUGGCAACUGUGACGGGAUAUUUUGCGUGCCUCAAUUAUCAGGGAAGAUUAACAGAGUCUAAGCCUAAGAUAACUACUUGUUUCAAUAAUAAUAGUAAUAAACAAGUGUUUACUUAUGUUGGUUUGAGAUCCCUCAACAAGCUGCACGUGCAAACAGUACGUGCUACUCCAUCUUCUUCGAUAACAACGAGUGAUAAGAGUGAGAGUGAUAAGUUUACUGAGAAAAUAUUAGGGUGUGGUGGAAUGAAUUUGGUGUUUAUUGGAGCUGAAGUUGGACCUUGGAGUAAAACUGGUGGACUUGGUGAUGUUCUUGGUGGUCUUCCACCUGUUUUAGCAGGAAAUGGGCACCGUGUUAUGACUGUGUCACCGCGUUAUGACCAAUACAAGGAUGCAUGGGAUACUAAUGUGGUGGUUGAGAUCAAAGUUGGAGAUAGAAUUGAAACUGUGCGUUUCUUUCACUGUUACAAAAGAGGAGUUGAUCGUGUUUUUGUGGAUCACCCACUUUUUCUUGAAAAGGUGUGGGGGAAGACCGGAUCAAAACUCUAUGGUCCUAAAACUGGAAUUGAUUAUAGAGAUAAUCAACUUAGAUUCAGCUUAUUGUGCCAGGCUGCACUUGAGGCACCGCGGGUUUUGAGCUUAAAUAGCAGCAAAUAUUUCUCCGGACCAUAUGGCGAAGAUAUAGUCUUCAUUGCCAAUGAUUGGCACACUGCUCUUCUUCCAUGCUACUUGAAAUCGAUAUACAAGUCUAGGGGGAUUUACAAAAAUGCGAAGGUAGCGUUUUGUAUUCAUAACAUAGCCUACCAGGGAAGACAUGCCUUUGCAGACUUCGAUCUUCUCAAUUUACCUGAUGAAUUCCGAAGCUCUUUCGACUUUAUUGAUGGGUACACUAAGCCCGUGAAGGGAAGGAAAAUCAAUUGGAUGAAGGCCGGAAUAUUAGAAUCCGACCGAGUGUUCACUGUAAGUCCACAUUAUGCCGAGGAACUUGUUUCUGGAGAAGACAGAGGUGUGGAAUUGGACAAUAUCAUUCGCUCAACUGGUAUCACUGGUAUUGUGAAUGGCAUGGAUAAUCGAGAGUGGAGUCCACAAACUGAUAGAUACAUCGAUGUACACUACGAUGCAACAACUGUCACCGAAGCAAAAUCUCUGUUGAAAGAAGCUCUUCAAGCAGAGGUUGGGUUGCCUGUUGACAGAAGUAUCCCUUUGAUAGGAUUCAUCGGAAGACUAGAAGAGCAGAAAGGUUCAGAUAUUCUUGUUGAAGCUAUUGUGAAGUUCAUUGACGAAGAUGUUCAGAUAAUAGUUCUUGGAACUGGCAAAAAGAUCAUGGAGAAGCAAAUUGAGGAGCUCGAGGUAACGUAUCCUGGCAAGGCAAUCGGGGUAGCAAAAUUCAACGGCCCCUUGGCUCACAAAAUAAUUGCUGGAGCUGACUUUAUAGUGAUCCCAAGUAGAUUUGAGCCUUGUGGUCUAGUUCAGUUGCAUGCCAUGCCAUAUGGAACGGUUCCCAUAGUUUCCUCAACCGGUGGACUUGUUGACACUGUGAAAGAAGGUUAUACAGGAUUCCACGCCGGAGCAUUCAACGUAGAGUGUGAAACUGUUGAUCCAGAUGAUGUAGAUAAGUUAGCAACAACAGUGAAGAGAGCCAUUAAAACCUAUGGUACACAAGCCAUGAAAGAGAUUAUCCAGAACUGCAUGGCCCAAGACUUUUCGUGGAAGGGACCGGCCAAACUUUGGGAGAAGGCGCUAUUGAGCCUCGAGGUCGCAGGCAACGAACCUGGAAUAGAUGGCGAGGAGAUUGCUCCACUUGCUAAGGAAAAUGUGGCUACUCCUUGAGCAUCAACAAGGAUAUCCUCAUUUUAGAUAUCGUCAUGAUAAAAAACGAUAUCUAAUACUCGCGUGCUACUAACUCGGAAACUGCAGUUAAUGAACGAGUUCUAACAGAGGAACUAAUAGUUCUAAAAUAGAACUUAGUUGAAGGUGUCUUUAUGAUGCAACGUAUAUAAGCUAAAACUAACGUAAGGUUGUUUGGAAUAAGGUCUUGUUUCUACGAAGUUUAAAUUAAGUUCAAGAUAAUAAAGGCCUAUUCAAUGUUGUUUAAUUAUUUUCAUAUGGCAUUUUGUGGUGGAAUUAAUAAUCAUAGGAAGGAACAUGGCUUAUUCUAUUUUGUGAUGUUAAUGGCAAUGUGGCAUCAGAUGAUGCAGAGAAUAAGUUGACGGAUAAA